UCUAUUUGUCAACAUAAGCCAAAUCAUCAUCAUAAACCACCAGCCAUUUUGUUUUUGUGUUUUGUUUACUCUCUUUGUAAUUCAUUUUCUAAUUGUUUCAUUUUCUUUCAAUAAGAUCAUUUUUGUGGACUAUUAAAAGUGUCUUUUGUUUGUUUCUGUAAAGAGAUUAAGAGAGAAAGGAAAGAAACGAGAGAGAGAGAAGUGUAAGAGAAAUUUGAAAAUUAUGUCUUAUGCGUUUCUUUUUAAAUAUAUCAUCAUUGGUGAUACUGGAGUUGGUAAAUCAUGUUUACUGUUACAGUUUACAGAUAAAAGAUUUCAACCUGUUCACGAUUUAACCAUUGGCGUUGAAUUUGGUGCUCGUAUGAUACCUAUUGAUGGUAAACAGAUCAAACUACAAAUAUGGGAUACCGCUGGUCAAGAAGCUUUCAGAUCAAUUACUCGUUCUUAUUACAGAGGAGCUGCUGGUGCUUUAUUGGUCUAUGAUAUCACUCGUCGUGAUACUUUUAACCAUUUAACUACUUGGCUUGAAGAUGCUCGACAACAUUCCAAUUCCAAUAUGGUGAUAAUGUUAAUUGGUAAUAAAAGUGAUCUUGAAUCACGUCGUGAGGUUAAAAAAGAGGAAGGUGAAAACUUUGCCCGUGAACAUGGGCUCAUAUUUAUGGAAACAUCGGCCAAGACUGCAGCUAAUGUAGAGGAAGCUUUCAUCAAUACUGCUAAGGAGAUUUACGAAAAAAUUCAAGAGGGUGUUUUUGAUAUCAAUAAUGAAUCUAAUGGAAUCAAAGUUGGACCUCAACAUUCACCAUCAAAUCCCAAUGUACCUUUAAGUGGAGGUAACUCAAAUUCAAGUGGAAACUGUUGUUGAAGAUUAUAUAAUAUCUUGAAAAAUAACAUGAAACAACCACCACAACAAAUAUUACACACACACAUACAUACACACAUAUUUACCACGAUCGGUGAUGAAUACCCUUUCAUUUAUAAUCUACGUCAUUCUGUUGAUUCCAGGUCAAGGAUUAAUGUUCAUCUUAAUCAUAUGGAAGAAAAUUGCACCUCUAAAUUCAUUCUGUUCUACGCUUAUCCUUUUCCUUUUCCUCCUUUUCCUCCUUUUCCUCCUCUUCCACCAGCAAAACCACCACCUUCAUCUUAUUAAUUUACCAUCAUCACUUUUUCUUCCUAUUUGAUUUCUCUUUUUUUUUCUUUCAUUUUAUUUUCUAAAAGCCUCGUUAAUUUGUAUUCUAUGUCUUUUUUUCCUUUGCCUGUUAUGAUUAAUUACAAUCAGAUGCUUUUGCUGUAAUAAUGACAAUAAAACAAAAAAGAUCGAUGUAUUAUUUAAAUGGAAAACAUAUAAACAAUAAGUCGUAAUUUGAAA
Molecule: messenger RNA, 1366 nt
Organism: Panonychus citri (citrus red mite)
Lineage: Eukaryota; Metazoa; Arthropoda; Arachnida; Trombidiformes; Tetranychidae
Gene: Rab2
Product: ras-related protein Rab-2
Exons: 1
Coding region: 224-862 (212 amino acids)
Cellular component (GO): Golgi apparatus
Molecular function (GO): GTPase activity; GTP binding
Source: RefSeq, a predicted model, not a curated record